AUGAUCCUCCAAGGGUUUACCUGUAGCAGUGCUGUCAUGCUCCCAGGAAUAAUCACAAGAUUAAAGAAAAAGUCCCAGUCGGUGGAUAUUAGUGGACCAGGAUGCAUCCCGGGGGCAGCUGAAGCUCAGACACCUCAGCCCAGCAAAUCUUUACCUGCCACUCAGACAGCUGCUCCUGAGGAGGAGCAGAACAACACCACAAACACCCAAAGGCGCAAUCCGCGGAGGAGUGAUCUGAAGAGAUAUUACACCAUUGACGCUGGCCAGAAGAAGACCCCAGACAAGAAAGAUGGGCGACGAAUGUCUAUUCAAAAGCCUAGAGGGACUCUUGAAUAUUCUGUGGAAUCAAGAGACACUUUAAACAGUAUUGCCUUGAAAUUUGAUACAACACCCAAUGAACUGGUUCAAUUAAAUAAGCUUUUCUCCAGAGCAGUCGUUCCUGGACAGAUUUUGUAUGUUCCUGACCCAGACUACAUUUCUAGUGUGGACAGCUCCCCCUCUCUAAGUCCUAUAAGUCCCCUAUCACCUACAUCUUCCGAAGCAGAGCUUGACAAGGCUACAGUAAAUGAUUCAGAUGGAGUCCAACAGAAAGAGUCAGCUGCUUCACCAGCACAUCCAUGUGUUCGUCCUACGAGAGUGGUAUCAUCCACGUCCGAAGAGGAGGAAGCGUUUACAGAGAAAUUUCUAAAAAUUAAUUGCAAAUACAUCACUAAUGGCAAGGGUACGGUCAAUGGUGUGCUGCUAGUGACGCCAAAUAAUAUAAUGUUUGAUCCUCAUAAAAUGGAUCCUCUGGUCCAAGAGAAUGGCUGUGAAGAAUAUGGCAUCAUGUGUCCAAUGGAAGAAGUAAUGUCAGCUGCUCUGUAUAAGGAAAUUGUGGACAGCAAAAUUAAGGAUUCAUUAAGCAUAGAUGUAGAACAGCUGUCAGUAAGAGAACAUUGCCAUUCCAAGAAAUCUGCAAAGAGCAAUACAGAUGAAAUGGAUUCCAGGAUGCGGGAUACAGGCAAUGACAGUGCUAGUACUGCCCCAAGGAGCACAGAGGAGUCUCUUUCAGAAGAUGUGUUCACAGAAUCAGAACUCUCUCCAAUACGUGAAGAACUUGUUUCCUCAGAUGAGCUUCGACAAGAUAAAUCUUCUGGAGCAUCAUCUGAAUCUGUCCAAACAAUAAACCAGACUAGUGCUGAAUGUUUAACAGUCAUUUCAGACUCAAAUGAAGCUGCCAGUGACUUAAAGCCCAGUGCUGAAAUGGCUGUAAGUGUUAAACAGUUUGGUACCCACUUAAGUUCAGAAAGUGCUAAAAUGUCUAUAAAGGGGGAACGAGAACCUCCUGAAAAUACUACAGAUGUCCCCCAGCAGUCAUUGCAAAGAUCACACAGUAGUGAGGAGCAUGGCAAAGAGGCAGAAGUUGACAAGGAUCAAGGUUCCUCACUAGGAAAAGAACCAGAUAAUGAGAAGGAAGAGGAAUGUCCACCUUGUGAAGAUACCACAGACUCUCAAAAGAAAGAGACAGCUAACAAAGGAAAAGUAGUGGGAGAGCAAACUCAACACUCGGAGACAGAAGUUGAAGAACUCCGCAAGCUCUGGAAGACCCACACUAUGCAACAAACAAAACAACAAAGAGAAAACGUGCAACAGGAUUCACAAAAAGAAAUUAGUCAGAAAACUGUAUCUGCAGGAGAUGGGCGGUUAGAAGGGUCUUCAGCUACAAAAGAGAAAAGACGACAUCGAUCUCACAAGUUUCUGCUUCUCAGGGUUGGAAAACCCAUGAGAAAAACAUUUGUUUCUCAAGCAAGUGCAUCGAUGCAACAGUAUGCACAGAGGGACAAAAAACAUGAGUACUGGUUUGCUGUUCCUCAAGAAAGGACAGAUCACUUGUAUGUCUUCUUUAUCCAGUGGAGUCCAGAGAUAUAUGCAGAAGAUACUGGGGAGUCUCUUCGGGAACCUGGAUUUAUAGUAGUGAAAAAGAAGGAAGAGCCUGAAACUAGUGAAGAAUCUACUACUGAAGAUGCUGCUAAAGAGUGGGAGGUAGUGUCAGUGGCUGAGUAUCACCGCAGGAUCGAUGCUCUAAAUAGCGAAGAACUGCGCACACUCUGCAGACGUCUCCAGAUAACAACAAGAGAAGAUAUCAAUUCAAAACAGGUAACAAAUAUCAAAACAGACCUGGAGCCUGAAGCAUUCCGGCCAAAUCUUAGCGAUCCAAGUGAAUUACUACAGCCAGAACAAAUUGAAAAGCUCACAAAGUCUCUUCCACCACGGACUAUUGGCUAUCCAUGGACUCUUGUCUACAGUACUGCGAAGCAUGGCAUGAGCUUGAAGACUUUGUAUCGAACAAUGACGGGAUUAGACACACCUGUGCUGUUGGUUAUCAAAGACAGUGAUGGACAGGUUUUUGGUGCACUAGCAUCUGAACCAUUUAAAGUGAGUGAUGGCUUUUAUGGCACUGGGGAGACAUUUAUGUUCACUUUUUCUCCAGAUUUUGAGGUUUUCAAAUGGACAGGAGACAACAUGUUCUUUAUUAAAGGAGACAUGGACUCCCUUGCUUUUGGUGGAGGAGGAGGAGAGUUUGCUCUUUGGCUCGAUGGUGAUCUCUACCAUGGAAGAAGUCAUUCAUGUAAAACAUUUGGGAAUCACACACUUUCUAAGCGAGAAGACUUCAUUAUUCAAGACAUAGAAAUAUGGGCUUUUGAAUGAGUAUUUAACUAUUUCUACAGGUUCUUGUCCCAAACCUGACAUGAAUCAGUGCAGCUUAAAAAUCCCUAGGAGCAAUAUAAUGCAUUUUACUUCUGAUUUUUUUUUUCAAAGUUUUUAGUGUGGCCAUUAGUUAUUAUUUUUAAAUACCAGACUUUUUUCAUGCUCUCACAUCUGUAAUAUACUGUCAUACUUUUUCUAAGCUGUAGACAAUUUUACAAAAUAUUGACCAUGUGGACUAAAAAUUAACAUUAGUUACUUUGAGCCUUGCAGUCUGUAAAAUUCUUAUCCAUAUUACAGUUGCCUCCCAGGUUUCCCACACACACCUCUCUGCAAUCCUGCUAGGGGGCUGCUUCAUUGAAUAUAGUUUAUUAUUUUUGUAUUCAAAUUAUGUCUAUGAAUGAAGUUGCCCUCUCUGAACCUCUAAGAAAGCUGCGUGUGGGUAUUUGGCAGCAGCACUGCAGGGAUUGGUUCAGGCCAACAAUGGGUUAUUCAUGGUGCCACAAAUGGAUGAGAAGCUGAGCAUUCCUUCUUAACACGUCCCAGUACACACGUGGUGAAGUUAGAAGAUAUCCAAAGUCAACAGUGCCACUCGUCUUGUUUAUUGUUCAUGUUUAGAAACAAGUCAGUUAAUAGGUGUUCUAACUGCAUGCUGAUUGUAUUUAAAGAGUGUUUUGCACAUGCUGUUAAUGAUCUGCAGGUUUGGGACAAAUACUGACGAUACUGAGCUACAUGGCAAGGACUCAUAAAAUGGCAAGAGAAUGUAAGAAUAUGAUAAUUCCACACAAUUAAAAGGCUAAAGCAAGAAAAACUCAGUGAAUAAUUUGUAGCUAUAGUAGGGCAUUAAAAGUACAGAAGCAGAUGCAUCUUUCUUCAACAUAAAGUGUCAAUAUAUACUGUUAUACUGUUGUAGCCGUGUAGCACAUCAGCUCCAAGAAUAUAGCUUAUUCCUGUCCAAAGAAAAAAAUAUUUGUGAUGUUUUUGAGUGGGUCUAUGUUGUAAAUUUACAAUUAGCACCAGCUCUGAUUAAAAUGACAUAAUGUAUUAUAGGUAGACAAUAUUGUAAUUCAGUAGACUCGUGGAAUAUGCAAACUUACUGUCAUGUGACCUCAAAAGAAAAAUGACAGGCUAGAAUACAGUUCCAGUAGCUCUUGUCCACUUUUGUAGGAAAAUUGAUAAGCCAAUGUGGCAAUAACAGCUCAACAAAACUGUUUGUUUCAAAGCUUUUAUUCUAUGUUCUGCAAAAAAACAAACAAAAAAAAGAACAAAAAAAUUGCUGUUAAGUGUGACAGUGACUGACUUUGUGCUGAAAUUUCAGCUAUUUCAGAUAAACAUUGUAUAUUAUCUUGUAAAUUAAUGUUUAAAGUAGUUUUGUUAUUAUAGAAAAGUGUUGAUUGACGGGUUGCUUAUAGCACUUUAAAUUAUUCUAGAAAUGGAAUAAAAGCCAAAUGGGUUGGCUUAAGUAGAUGUAGUUGUAUAUUAUUUCAAAAUAUUUACAUCUCUGGAAAGUUAAAAAAACCCAACUUACUCGAAGACAGCUUACUGCUAUGGUAAUGAGAAAGGGCAGAUGUUUCAUCUAUAAUAUGCUAAUGCUCAAUAUGAAUAGAAAAACAGGGCUUUGUUUCCUGUCUCUAUGUAUAGCUCUUUAUCCUUAUUAGAACUUAGUACAAUGUGUAGAGUAAAUGUUUACAAAAUAAGGAACUGUAAAUAAAUUGAAAUGGCUUUUCUCCCCUUUGGUCUUCCACAGCAGUAUUAUUGUCUUUGUGGAGUUACGACUGAUUAUUACAACAACAAAAAAAUAAAUCCUGUAAUGGAUUUUAACUACUAUAAGCUCACAGUGAUGUAUAGCAAAUAAAUCUAAAUAUACGUAAGAAUAAACUUGAGUUGGAGUUUAUUUAGAAGUUGGAGUUUACCUAGAAGCACAAAUGCAUUUUUUUCUUGCUGUUCAUUUAAUAACUGAAUAAGUAGGAUGCCUUUGCUUAUCCUUUAUGAUUUUCUUUUAAAGCCCUAUGGGAAGCAA
Messenger RNA from Manacus vitellinus (golden-collared manakin), 4705 nucleotides. It is a transcript of the gene OXR1, whose product is annotated as oxidation resistance 1. The transcript has 16 exons. Gene Ontology annotation, biological process: response to oxidative stress. Gene Ontology annotation, cellular component: nucleus. The record is from RefSeq and is a predicted model, not a curated record. Bases 1 to 2688 code for a protein of 895 amino acids. Lineage: Eukaryota; Metazoa; Chordata; Aves; Passeriformes; Pipridae.